Molecule: messenger RNA, 3617 nt
Organism: Drosophila ficusphila
Lineage: Eukaryota; Metazoa; Arthropoda; Insecta; Diptera; Drosophilidae
Gene: nub
Product: protein nubbin
Biological process (GO): regulation of transcription by RNA polymerase II
Molecular function (GO): RNA polymerase II cis-regulatory region sequence-specific DNA binding; DNA-binding transcription factor activity, RNA polymerase II-specific
Source: RefSeq, a predicted model, not a curated record
CAGCGGAAGCACUAACAAUGUCAACGCCAACGACAACAUCGAAGUAUAAACUGAAUGGCGAGGCCACCGAAAGCGUUGCAGCAUCCACGUUGCUAUAUCAUCAUCCGCACCACAAUCAUCACCAUCACCACCACCAGCAGACGCAGCAGCAGCAGCAUCAGCAGCAGCUCCACCAUCAGCAGCAGUUGCUGCUGCAACAGCAACUCCUGCAGCAACAUGUGGCCAGCAGUUCGCCGCUGCAACAUCUGAGCAAUCUGUUUGGCCAGCAUUUGCCUACGCACAGUCUGCAGCAUUUGAUUGCCGCCGAGUACUGGCAACAGCAACAGCAGCAACAACACCCAGCAGCAACAAUUAAAAGCGAGCCAACAACUCAAUCAGCGGCAGCAACGUCGGUCUUUAGCUUCACGCCGCAGCAACACGUUAAUUUUGCCGCCUCAUUAGUCGCAUUACAGCAAAAUGAUGCCCUGCCCGAGGCAACAAUGGCAACAGCAACACCAGCGACAACUGCAGCAUCCGCAGCAACAGCAAAAGCAGCAACAACAAGCCCUUCGACAGCAACAACAUCGGCAACUUCGCAGGCGCCAACAGCAACCCAAGCAGCAGCAACAAUUGACGACAUCGAAGAUGAUGAUGACGACAGCAACAUCGGCAACCACAUGCAAAAUGCAGGCGUCGGCAACUUUAAAUUCGAGCCAGGCCAACAAGAUGCGAAUGAAGCCAUCCUAACGAGCCCCGAGGAGAACAAAGACGGAACUUUGACUGCUGUUGACACAAAUAUGCGCGAUGUCAGCGCAAAUCACGGCAGCUCCUUCCUCUCCUCCUCCUCCUCCCCCGCCUCCUCGACUCUGGUGUCCUGCCCGUCGCCCUUCACCUCCCCCCGCUCGGAAAAGGACGAGGGAGCGAGGAUGCGGGACAAGAAGCUAACGCUCGAAUUGAAGUUGCAAUCGUGUGAUGAAUAUGUUGAGCAGCCAAAGGAUAAAGGAGCCGAACGGCUGCAUCCAGCUCAGAUUGCCAACAACAAUGCUUCGUCGCCUCUGCAGUUGAAAAUGGAGGAGCAGGAGCAGCAGCAGGAGCAGGGACAGGAACAGGAGCAGGGGGCUGAGGGGGAGGAAAAGGAUAAGGUCCUGGGACUGACCGGUGCAGCAGUUGCUCUCUAUGGCCACUUGAACAAUGCCAGCAAGGAUGUGCGAGAUUUAGAGCAGCGCCUGAAAUUGCAGCAACCAAGUGAUAUCAGUCGUCUGUCGCGUUCGCCGUCGCCACUGCAAUCGAAUGCUUCUGAUUGUGAUGACAAUAAUUCGAGUGUGGGCACCUCCAGCGACCGCUGCCGAUCUCCUUUGAGUCCUGCGUUGUCCUUGACCCACCAGCAGGCGAAGCGCCAGCUGAUGUCGCUGCAGCCGCACCCGGCUCACCACCACCACAGUGCGCACCACCUGAACCACCUGAACCACCAUCAGUACAAACAGGAGGAGGACUACGAGGACGCCAAUGGCGGUGCUCUGAACUUGACCAGCGACAACAGUCGCCACAGCACUCAAUCCCCGGCAAACUCGGUUAAAUCUGCGAUUGCCUCGCCAGUUCCCGUGAUUUCGGUUCCCUCGCCGGUGGCUCCAAUGAUCUCCCCGGUUUUACCGCCCACGGGCGGUGCCACCACUCCGAAUUCGAUGGCUGCAGCGGCUGCAGCUGCCGCAGCAAUGGCUUCUUCGAUGGGAAGUGGCAUCUCCCCACUGCUGGCCAUUCCGGGAAUGUCCUCGCCACAGGCUCAACUUGCGGCAGCUGGUUUGGGAAUGAGUAAUCCCCUGCUCACGGGAUCCCUUUCCCCACAGGAUUUUGCCCAGUUCCAGCAGUUGUUGCAACAACGACAGGUUGCAUUAACGCAGCAGUUCAACAGCUACAUGGAGUUGCUGAGGAGUGGAUCCUUGGGUUUGGCACAGGAUGAUCCUGCACUGACCACCCAGGUGGCAACUGCCCAGUUCCUGAUGCAGAGUCAACUUCAAGCAUUGAGUCAAGCCACCCAGCAGUUGCAAGCGUUGCAGAAGCAACAACAAAGGCAACAGGACGAACCACUGCAGUUGAACCACAAGAUGGCGCAACAGCAGCCACGCAGCUCCACUCCCCACUCGAUUAGGAGUCCCAUUACCAUCCGCAGUCCUGCCAGUUCCCCCCAGCAGUUGCACCACCACCACCCUCUGCAAAUAACUCCACCCAGUUCGGCGGCUAGUCUGAAGUUGAGUGGCAUGCUAACUCCAAGUACGCCAACGAGUGGCACGCAGAUGAACCCGGGAACCACCACCCCACAACCCAAAACGGUGGCCAGUGCUGCAGCUGCUCGGGCAGCGGGUGAACCCUCGCCGGAGGAAACCACCGACUUGGAGGAACUGGAGCAGUUCGCCAAGACCUUCAAGCAGCGCAGGAUCAAACUGGGAUUCACCCAAGGAGAUGUGGGCUUAGCCAUGGGUAAACUAUAUGGAAAUGACUUCUCGCAAACCACCAUUUCGAGAUUUGAAGCUCUGAAUCUGAGCUUCAAGAACAUGUGCAAGCUGAAGCCACUGCUGCAAAAGUGGUUGGAUGACGCCGAUCGCACAAUUCAGGCAACAGGUGGCGUCUUUGAUCCUGCCGCCCUGCAGGCUACAGUGAGCACUCCGGAGAUCAUCGGCCGCCGUCGCAAGAAGCGCACUUCGAUUGAGACCACGAUUCGCGGAGCUCUGGAGAAGGCCUUCCUGGCCAACCAGAAACCCACCUCCGAGGAGAUCACCCAGCUGGCCGACCGCCUCGGCAUGGAGAAGGAGGUGGUGCGCGUGUGGUUCUGCAACCGCCGGCAGAAGGAGAAGCGCAUCAAUCCCUCGUUGGACAGUCCCACGGGUGCCGACGACGAGGAGUCCUCCUACAUGAUGCACUAGGGGGUCAAAGGACCAUUCGAGGGUCACAGUUAGGGACAAAGACAGUGCAAUGUGCCGGAGAAAUCAAAGGAAGCUUAGCAACACUAUGAGCAGGUUCAAAGUCGCAAACACAUCAAAUACUAGCAUAAUUCUGUACUACGGAUAGGUAUCAACUCCUGCACAAAUCGGGGUUUGCUUAUGUUAACUAUUAAUGGUAUUUAUUUUAAUAUAAUUGUAUUGAAAGUCAAUACAAAAUAUUGCUGAUCAAGUUUACAAUCUACAAAGUUUACUUGACCACCAACAUUUUGCAAGCCAAAAUCAAAUGGAAUUUUUUUGCUUCGACCAGCAAAUUAAUUUCAUUUCCUUAAGGUUCUCUGUGGCGUUUGUGUAUUACUAAUAUUUAAGUAAAGUCUCUGCACAUUUUCAAAGUCAUCAUAAUGAAUUCCUAGCGAAUAAUUAUAAAGUUAAACACUUUCCACGUAAAACAAGUAAAUUACCUUUUAAGCAUAUUUAUUUUUCGCGUGAAUACUGUGAUAAUCAAUUUGAAUGAUUUUAAUUUUAAUUAAAAGGAAAAGAAAACAAAGAAAAACAAAAUAAACAUAAACUAGGUGUACUUUGUAUGUUAUGGGCAAGUAAACUAACACAAAUAAAACAAAACAUUAAUUUAAAUCUAAAUCCAUCGUAUUUAUGUGUAAAAACCAAUUGAAUUUAUGAAAACACAAAAACAUUUACAAUUGUAAA